This is a messenger RNA of Photinus pyralis (common eastern firefly), 1392 nucleotides long. RefSeq lists its product as uncharacterized. The coding region runs from base 5 to 1252 and encodes 415 amino acids. Lineage: Eukaryota; Metazoa; Arthropoda; Insecta; Coleoptera; Lampyridae. The transcript is spliced from 2 exons. The record is from RefSeq and is a predicted model, not a curated record.
CGAUAUGAGCAACCUUACCAGUAUGGGAUCUAUAUCGUUAACUAAUAAACAGCUAGACGCUUUUAAGAAUUUUCUGGAAGGUCUGGGAAUAUUCAGUUACUCGAUACAAUUUUCUUCUGGCAUGAAAAUUGGUGAAAAUUGUGCUGGAUUGAUCAUACAAGCAACCGUGAAAUGGAAUGGAAAUGAAGCUCAUUUUGUACUGAAACGUGCACCCAACGAGAGGAUCUUCAGAACUCUGAUACCGGUCCAUGAAGUCUUUGAAAGGGAAGCCUAUGUCUACAGGACAGUGUUUCCCGAGUUCUUGAAGUUACAAAAAGAGAGCCAGAUCCUCAACCCGUUCAAAAGUUACCCCUGCCUUUACAGUUACGUGGACGGGUAUUAUCAAGAAAUGUUAGUGUUUGAAAACGUGAAAGUGUCUGGAUUCAAACUUCUCCCUCGCCAUCGACCGCUGGACAAAAACCAUGUGUUACUAGUUUUAAAGCAGUACGCUCGGCUGCACGCAUUAACGCUAGCUUUGCGCGAACGAAGACCGGAAGUUUUCAAACAAAUUUCGAAGAGUAUGGGCGACGGGUUCUUCGAGCGAUAUACUCGUGAGGCCGUGCGGCGAUUAGGUGAACAUCGCGUUAAACAAGCGUUACAGACACUAGACCCCAUCAAAGACAAAUCGGCCUAUUGUAAGCUUCAUAAUUUUUCCAGGACUAUGUUUCAAAAGCUAACGGCGCUAAUGGAAAUGGAGAAUCCUUAUUCAGUCGUGAGCCACAUAGAUUGCGGUAUAGGAAAUAUGUUGUUCAAAUAUGAUGUAAAUCAGUUUUCUGACGAAGAGCGGCCAAUGGAGGUGUGCCUCAUAGACUUUCAAAUGUCUCGGUUGGCUUCUCCGGCCGUGGACCUAGCGUGCUUUUUGUUUUCAGCAACCGAUAAGACGUUAAGGAAGGACUACGAUGAAUUCAUUUUAGAAUACCACAGGUCUCUCUGCACGUUCUUGAAUAUGCUUGGCAGUGACGGUGAGAAGCUGUUACCGAUGUCGGUUCUUCAAGAGCAACUAAAGCAACACGCCAUUGUCGGUUUAUACAUGGCUUUCCUUUUAUUGUACGUUCAAUCGACUGUCAGUCAACAAAUCCCGGACAUUUUCUUCGAUACUUCCCAUGCCAACGGCUAUUCGUUCCUAUAUGACAUAGAAGACCGGUCUGUGUAUAAUACCAGGGUUAGGGACAGCAUCUUGGAUUUUAAUAGAUAUGGAUACACGUUUCCUUAAUGAUUAAUAUCCUUAAUUUUUCAAAUUUUUUUAUCAAACUUUCAAAUUAUAAUUUUUCUACUCACAACUUUCAAGGGAAACAUUCAAUGCUUCACCAAUAGUGUGAUCUUUUACAAGUAAAAAGAGUUUUUUUAAGUUGA